This is a messenger RNA of Plasmodium gaboni, 372 nucleotides long. RefSeq lists its product as hypothetical. The coding region runs from base 1 to 372 and encodes 123 amino acids. The transcript has a single exon. NCBI's taxonomy places the organism in Eukaryota, Apicomplexa, Aconoidasida, Haemosporida, Plasmodiidae. The record is from RefSeq and is a predicted model, not a curated record.
AUGGAAGAACUAUAUGAUAAGUAUGAUUUGAGAAAUGAUAAUAUUUCUUUACUUGAAUUAUCAUCUGAAGAAGAUUUAAAAGUAAAUAUAAUAAAUAAUCAUAAGAACUUAGUUGAGUAUUAUAAUAAUAUAUUAAAAAAUAAACAAACAUUAACAAAUGUUACAUAUUUUAAUAUGGAUAUAACAGAUGAUAUUGUCGAAAUGAAUAAUGCUUUUUCUGAUCCUCUCAAAAUAAAUGAAGAAAAUGAUGAUAAUGUUGAAUAUAAAAUUAAUCAAUUUUUAUCCUUAUAUAACAAACCAUCAUCAGGAACUAAUAUUUUAUAUGAUAAUGUGAAUAUAAACGUACAUUGUGAACAUUAUGAGGAAAAUUAA